GCUGACCGACCCGGGAGCGGCUCCGAGGACCCCACCGGCGGCGAGAUGAGCGCGGCGCACAACUGGACGACGGCGGCGGCGCCGGCGAACGCGACGUUGCCCGAGUGCGCGAACCACGACGCCGUUCACCGGCUGCACCUGGCCUGGAACGGGACGGUGCUGGCCGCCGCCCUGCCGCUCAACGCCGCCGCCCUCUGGGCCUUCGUGGGGCCGCUGCGCCUGCGGACGGCGGUGACCGUCUACCUGGCCAACCUGGCGGCCUGCGACCUGCUCUUCGCCCUGUCGCUCCCCCUGCGCCUCCACUACUACGCCACCGGCCGCUGGGCGCUGGGGGACGUGCUGUGCCGGCUGACCGGCUCCCUCUUCCAGCUGAACAUGUACGGCAGCUGCCUGUUCCUGACCGCCGUCAACGUGGACCGCUACCUGGCGCUGGCCUACCCGCUCCGCUCCCGGGCCUUCAACCGGCGCAGCGUCUCCUGGCGGGUGUGCGGCGCCGUCUGGGCCCUCAUCGCCCUGGGCUCGGUGCCCGUGGCCAUGGUGCACGACCCCAGCCGCUGCCGGCGGCCCGGGCCCGGCGGCGGCGUGCAGGCGCGCUGCUUCGAGGGCUUCUCCGACGGCACCUGGCGGCGGGAGCUCCUGCCGCUGGUGGCGGUGGCCGAGAUCCUGGGCUUCCUGCUGCCGCUGGCCGCCGUCCUCUACUGCUCGGCCCGGGUGCUGGAGGCCCUCUGGAAGGGCGGCGGCGGGCAGUGGAAGUGGCGGGGCAAGUGGAGGAGGAAGACGGUGCUCCUGCUGGUGGCCAACGCCCUCAUCUUCGUCGUCUGCUUCGCGCCCUACAACCUGGUUCUCGCCUUCUACGCGCUCGCCCGCUCCAACCUCCUCCAGCUCAGCCCGGUGUCGGAGAAGGCGCUGCGGAUGACCCUCCAGGUGACCGUGCUCCUGUCCGGCACCAACUGCUGCCUGGACCCGCUCGUCUACUACUACAGCACCGAGGGCUUCCGGGCCACCUUCCGGGGCAGGGCGGCGGCGGCGACGGGGGCCCUCUCCGCGCCGACCAGCCGCGCCCGCAGCCACCACACCGAGGCGAGCAGGAUGGUGCGGCUGGAGCCGGCGAGGGAGAGGCGCGGGGAGAGCGUUGUCUGACGCCGGCGGCCGGGCCCCGGUCGGCUUUCUACCCUCCCCGUCUCGUCUCCCGGAGAACCUUAACGGGUCGCAACCCUUCCCCGCCACCCCCCCCCCCCCCCAGGACCUCCCGGGCUUCGCGCACAGUUGCAAUGGGCU
Molecule: messenger RNA, 1278 nt
Organism: Hypanus sabinus (Atlantic stingray)
Lineage: Eukaryota; Metazoa; Chordata; Chondrichthyes; Myliobatiformes; Dasyatidae
Product: lysophosphatidic acid receptor 5-like
Exons: 1
Coding region: 46-1140 (364 amino acids)
Biological process (GO): behavioral response to pain; G protein-coupled receptor signaling pathway
Cellular component (GO): membrane
Molecular function (GO): G protein-coupled receptor activity
Source: RefSeq, a predicted model, not a curated record